AUGAGAAAAGCAGCUUUAAAUAAGUUCUCCAACGCUUUCUUCCACCGUGUGAUACUUCUGUUGUUACUUGGAAUGUCUUUUUGCCUGCUUUUGUUUGUAAUGAGAAGAAGGCUUGUGAUGAAAGGAUUAACACAAACAAACAGCGGGAGAUUUGAUAUGAAUAAUAUCAGAAAUAAACCGUUUGAAGGAUUACAUGAAGAAUACAUUUUUUUCCCCUCCUCAACUCUUUCCUGGUUCCCUACAGUCUAUUCAAGUCUUCGUCCUUUCUCGAGUUCAACAACAACGAGCAAACCGACACAGGCACAAAACGAUAACUCAGCUGACAUUAACGGACAGCAACGUGAAGAAAAUCAUGUCCGGAACACAUUGCGAGACCAGUUGACGAAAACAAACCAUUCGAACACAUCAUCGUCCCUACCCAGAAAUGAGAAUUUGAAAUCAGAUGUAAAACCAAACAAAGGUGAACCUCACCGACAACUUCCAGCUAUUUCUGAAUCAGGUGAACCUACGAAAAAUAAAAGCGGAUCUAACAACAGUGACGAAGAGCAGGAUGAUGAAUACAAUACAGGUAGUGAACCAAACACAGACGGAAACAAUUCUAUAAUAGUGUAA
Molecule: messenger RNA, 612 nt
Organism: Ylistrum balloti
Lineage: Eukaryota; Metazoa; Mollusca; Bivalvia; Pectinida; Pectinidae
Exons: 3
Coding region: 1-612 (203 amino acids)
Source: RefSeq, a predicted model, not a curated record